Messenger RNA from Monoraphidium neglectum, 927 nucleotides. RefSeq lists its product as hypothetical. The coding region runs from base 1 to 927 and encodes 308 amino acids. The transcript is spliced from 5 exons. NCBI's taxonomy places the organism in Eukaryota, Viridiplantae, Chlorophyta, Chlorophyceae, Sphaeropleales, Selenastraceae. The record is from RefSeq and is a predicted model, not a curated record.
AUGCAGGCGCACGCGAGUGGUCGGACGAUUGCUCGCUGCGCCCGCACCAGUGGUUGCCCGGCGCCCCAGCAUGCUGUGGUAUCGUGCCCAGCGCGCCGCCGCUGCCGCGCCGCGCCGCUACGGCCGCGCGCGCUCGCCCCAGACGGCGGCGACGGCGGCGGCGCGGCCAAGGGUCGCCAGCAGCAGCAGCAGGGCCUGUACCGGCUCCUCAAGGGCGGCCCGCAGCGCGCCGGCGCAGAACAUGGGGAGGGCUUCGUGCACCUGCUGCCCGCGGGCGGCGUGAUGCGCGUGGACGUGGAUGCGAUGAACGAGAGCCUGCGCACGCACGGCGCUCUGCGGCUGCGCCACGCGAUGCGGCCGGACGAGGCCUUUGGGAUGGUGCUCAACUUUGACGGCGUCGUCGCCGACAUGAACGCCGUCCGCGCCGCCGCCUGGCGGGCCCUGGCCGCCUCUCGGGACCUCCCCCUCAACGAGGGCCGCCUGCGCCACCCCGAGCUGCACGCCAUGCCGCCAGAGGUGGCGGCGGUGCGCAUGCUGCGCUGGGCAGACUCACUGAAGGACGGCAGGGAGCUGGCGAUGGAGCAUGCUGGCCUCGCGGCCCGCGCCCUGGCCGAGCAGGCCACCCCCCGCCCCGGCGUCCGCGAGUGGCUCGACGCCCUCGCGCGCUUCAACGUGCCCUGCGCGCUCGUGUCGUCGCUCGACCGCGCGACCGUGCGCGCGGCGCUGGCGCGGAUGACGCUGCACGACCACUUUUCUGCGCUGGUCACCGCCGAGGACGAGUUCGAGACGCUGAGUCAGCGGCUGCUGUCCGCGUCGCUGAAGCUGGCGCGGCCCCCCAACAUGUGCGUCGCGGUUGAGUCGACGCCGGAGGGCGUGACGGCGGCGCACAACUGCAGCAUGAAGGCCAUCGGGGUCCAGGUGGGGUGA